CUGAUUAAAAUCUCUCUUUGUUGUUGUUGGAAGUUGUUAUUCUGGCUUUUAUUUGUUGUUUAUUCUAUUAUUUUCUUUGUCGGCUUACUUUUAUGAAGGUUUUUCUGUAAAGCGGUGAGGAAAUUGGCAAGGAAAAAUAGCAAAGUAGAUAAAAUAAUUAAAUUAGUGCAAAUCUUUAACAAAGAACUCCGUACGAAAGUAUUACUUAUUGUUGCGAAAUUCAUCGCUUCAAUUUGAAAGUAAUAUUUUGUCAAUUGAACAGGCGCAGGGGAAAAUGUAUUUACCAUUGCUAUACGUUUGUACGGGUGCUUUGAAUGUCUUGCUGCUCAAGUGGAGUGACACUUUGGAAGGUGAAUGUAGUGAUGGAAAAUUGCGUCGUUUUCAACAUCCGCUGGUGCAAACAGCAUUGAUGUUCUUAGGAGAAUUUCUUUGCUUCGUCAUCUACAAAAUUGCAUAUUUUUUUCUUCAACGACGCGGGACGGGUGCUGAAGGUGAAAAUAUACUAACACGGGGCGAAAGGGAAUUUUCCCCGAUUCACCUGUUGCUGCCGGCGGUAUUGGAUGCCAUUGCUUCGGCUAUGAUGCUUACCGGCCUCUACUUAACUUAUGUAUCCAGCUUUCAGAUGCUGAGGGUUGCUGCCCUCAUAUUCGUUGGUAUAUUCGGUGCCAUUCACCUCAAUCAAACGCUUACUGCACGCCAUUGGAUGGCUAUGUUCACCAUCACUGAAUGUGUGCCUCUAGUAGAACCAGAGUUAUGA
Messenger RNA from Rhagoletis pomonella (apple maggot), 757 nucleotides. RefSeq names its product solute carrier family 35 member F6-like. Lineage: Eukaryota; Metazoa; Arthropoda; Insecta; Diptera; Tephritidae. The transcript is spliced from 5 exons. Bases 275 to 757 code for a protein of 160 amino acids. The record is from RefSeq and is a predicted model, not a curated record. Gene Ontology annotation, cellular component: intracellular membrane-bounded organelle; membrane.